GGCUCGCCAACGCCACCGCCAAGGACGAAUACUCCAGGGAUCCAGCAGCACGGAGCUCACGGGAUGGCAACAGCGUUCCCGCGGGCGGUUGCGCCGGGGGCGCUCCCAUCAGGUUAGCUGCGGAUAUGCGCCUGGCGGCGGACGACGCACAGAAGCGCAGUCGGUCCAACCAGCUCCGCGAAGUGCAGCACAUCCUCGUCACCUACCCCCGCGACUUUCACCCAGACGUCGACCCGUUCUGGCUGGAGUACGCGGAAGCCCAAGGCGGCGACACCCCCGAGCUGAGAGACCGGGAAACGUCUUGGCCGGCUAAAAAUUUAGUACCCUUCCUGUCCAGGAUGCACGGUCCAGAGGUGCCAGCAGACGGCUCGCCGCCACACGUUGACUGGGACGGUAAGCGCUGGGCGGCCGCCAGAGCGGUGAAGCACCUCGCCAGCAAUCCACUUCACAACGAAGCCCGGCAGAAGCACUGCACCUCCCUGGCGCGAGACAAGGGGCCCAGCCCUUUUCGACACGAGCACGACGUACUCGCAGACUUCUCAGUGGGCCUCGACGCGAGCGCCUCCGCAACGGCCACCAUCGCUAGCCUGGCGCGCCAGGACCUAGUCACGAGCUUGAGCAGCAAGACUGCUCUGGAGACUGCUCCGG
Messenger RNA from Prorocentrum cordatum, 648 nucleotides. The record is from the annotation of a GenBank genome assembly. NCBI's taxonomy places the organism in Eukaryota, Dinophyceae, Prorocentrales, Prorocentraceae.